GAGGAUGCUAUUAAUACCCGCAUCAUCUAUUCUCGUCCUUCUAUUACACUCUUUGUUCUGACCCUUUCAAGUCUCAAGUACUUACUAUGAUAUUGAUGAGCUUUUGCAGAAAAAGUGUCCACUAUUUCUUAGGUUUCUCCAGCUCCGGCGACAAUGAAACAGAAGAUUCCUUCAGCCACCACCGGAACAUUUCAUCUCUGGCGGGCGGCUUAAGUCUCUUCACCAUCUUAGCUGAUAUUCAAAGACCCAUCAACGUUCUUGAGUCUUCCACUCUCAAAUCAACACCACCUUCCCCUCCCACCGCCGCCGCCGCCACCACCAAACCCCUUAUGGAAACCCCAAAAAAGGACCCUGGUGGAAUAGGGUUUAUAGAUGAAGUUGGUGGUAUUGUAGAUGGGUUAAUGUCAUGUACAGAGAGUUUAGGAUUCGAGAGCUCAGAUGAGAGAAGGGUUGAUGAUAAAAUUGAUAAUUUGAACAAUGAUGAACUGGGUUGGAGGAAGUCUCCAUUGAAUAAUUCAAAGUGGAAGAGAAAAUUUGCCCAGAAACAGAGCGAGGUAAAGAAGUUUCCACCACCUUUAUCGUCGUUAAAUUACGACGGUAAGCCCAAUUUUUUUCUCCGGCCGGUGAGGAAAGAUGGGAGGUUAGAGCUUUCAGAGGUGAAGAUUCAUAGUCCUAAGUUUCUUCGCGCUUCCCGGCAAGAUGGACGGUUGAGAUUGCAUCUCAUUUGUGAUGAAGAUUUGGAAAUGGAAGAACAAGUUGAAGCGGAUCAACAAGUUCAAGAAGAUGAAGAGGUAAUUGUUGAAGAAAAGGUGGAAGUUCAAGAAAAUGAAAAGCAAAUAACUGAGGAAAAGGUUGGAGAGAACAAAGAAGAGAAGCGAGAUGACAGAGUUGAGGAGUGGCGGUUUCCGAUGGCAAGCAGCGGCGGAGAUGGUUUCAGGCGGUGUCAUGAGCCAGAGAACCACCACCAAUAUCACUUGCAUCUGUGGAGACAGCACUGCGUCACUCCCGGGUGAAGUUAGAAUAUGCAAGUGUCCGUGUGGUCGUUUGGACUUUCUGCCAAUUAAGUUGAAUUAUCAGCUUAGCUUCCGUUCAAAACAAAAAAAAAAAAAUCCGCUUAGCUGAGAAAGAGAGAGAUUGGUGUGGCCCUACUCUACUUAAUGAGUAAUUAAUGAGUAAUGUUAUGCGAAUUUAAAAUUUUGACAUAAUUUAUCAACAUA
This is a messenger RNA of Ilex paraguariensis (yerba mate), 1217 nucleotides long. NCBI's taxonomy places the organism in Eukaryota, Viridiplantae, Streptophyta, Magnoliopsida, Aquifoliales, Aquifoliaceae. The record is from the annotation of a GenBank genome assembly.